Messenger RNA from Salvia miltiorrhiza (redroot sage), 1932 nucleotides. Its product is annotated as protein NUCLEAR FUSION DEFECTIVE 4-like. The record is from RefSeq and is a predicted model, not a curated record. Lineage: Eukaryota; Viridiplantae; Streptophyta; Magnoliopsida; Lamiales; Lamiaceae. The coding region runs from base 86 to 1843 and encodes 585 amino acids. Gene Ontology annotation, cellular component: membrane. The transcript has 3 exons.
CUAAAAUUGUGAGACAAAGCUUUGGUUUUGUCAUUUAAUUACAUCCCAAAAAAUUAGUUAGCGUCUUUCAACUGCCUUAAACGCAAUGACAUCACCAAACACUUAUUUUUCUCACCAAACUCAAAGCUUUUACUGCACUCGCUUGCUCAUCGUCCCAGCAACAAUGGUGGGGCAAUCGAGGAAAUGGAUGGUGCUGGUGGCGACGAUUUGGAUUCAGGCCUUCACGGGGACGAACCUGGACUUCUCGGCCUACUCGUCGGAGCUGAAGUCGGUUUUGGGGGUGUCGCAGGUGCAGCUCAACUAUCUCGCCACCGCGUCCGACCUCGGCAAGGCCGUGGGCUGGUCGUCCGGCCUGGCGCUCAUGUGGCUGCCGCUCUGGGCGGUGAUGUUCGCCGCCGCGGCUAUGGGGUUGAUUGGCUACGGCGCGCAGUGGCUCGUCCUCACUAACGCGAUUACGCUGCCGUAUUCCGUGGUGUUCAUACUUUGCUUGUUAGCUGGUUGCAGCAUCUGCUGGUUCAACACAGUCUGCUUUGUUCUCUGCAUAAAGAAUUUCCCCUCUUCUAUGCCGCUCGCCCUCUCACUCACUGUCAGCUUCAAUGGCGUAAGCGCAGCUCUAUACAACCUCGUGGUGAAGUCAUUCAACCCUUCCUCAUCCGCCACUUAUCUCCUCCUCAACGCUUUGAUUCCCCUCUUCACAUCCGUCGUGGCUCUGAUUCCCAUCCUCCGCCAACCGCCCCUAGAUUCUCUGGAUCCUGAUGCUGGCAAACGCGACAAACUCACAUUCCUCAAGUUAAACAUGCUAGCUUUCGUCACAGGCCUGUAUCUUCUCUUCCUCCAUCCGUCAGAUUCAUCCACAGCCCGUCUCCUCUUGUAUGGCGCCAUCUUUCUUUUGAUCAUCCCUUUAGCAAUCCCCGGCAUUUUCUAUGACGGAGAGUGGUUCAGCCGCACAAUCUCCUCUAGCUUCAUUCCUGUUGAUUAUGCUGGUGCUGAUGAUCUCCAACUACAUAAACAGCUCCUUAGUCGUGACAGCGGACUGGCCCACUCUCCUGCGUCUCAUGUCAUGUCCAGAGAACACAGCGGUGUUGAAGAAGGUAGUUCGGGUGAAACAGACCGGUUGGUGAUGCUCGGGCAAGAACAUAAAGCAGGGAUGGUAAUCCGAAGGUUGGAGUUCUGGCUAUACUACGUUGCAUAUUUUUGUGGUGGAACUUUAGGUCUUGUCUACAGCAACAAUCUUGGGCAGAUUGCUCAGUCACUCGGGCAUGGUCUAAUUACAUCAAAGCUCAUUGCCAUAUACGCCUCCUUCUCCUUCUUCGGCCGCCUUCUCUCCGCUGCUCCAGACUUCAUCCCAACGAAUGUGGUCUACCUUCCAAGAACUGGUUGGCUGGCCAUUGCUCUCCUGCCAACGCCCGUCGCGUUCUCUCUUCUCAGCGCAUUCGGAGGCAAUGCCCUUGCAAUCCAAGCGGGAACAGCACUGAUUGGGUUGAGCUCGGGGUUUAUAUUUGCGGCCGCAGUUUCAAUAACAUCGGAGCUCUUCGGGCCAUGUAGAAUGGGUGUGAACCACAACAUUCUCAUCACCAACAUCCCCAUAGGAUCCCUCGUUUAUGGGUUCCUGGCCGCGACGGUGUACGACUCCAAGGCCACGGCCAUGGCCGGUGUAGGCGAGGCGUUGGUGUGCAUGGGGAGAGAAUGCUAUUUGUUGACAUUUGUGGGGUGGGGUUGCAUUUCAGUUGUGGGAGUAGGGUCUAGUGUGAUGCUGUUCUUGAGAACAAGGCAUGCUUAUCACAGAUUUGAGACAAGUCGAAAAUCAAUCAUUUGCCUUAGUGAAUUCGUAUACGGAGGUUGAUCAUCUUGUAAGAGAUUGGAUCACUUUGCUCUCAAGAGAGAGAGAGAUUGGUUCGCAUAUAUAACAGUACAGUCUAACGUUGUAUUUUU